This is a messenger RNA of Babesia bovis T2Bo, 470 nucleotides long. RefSeq lists its product as uncharacterized. The coding region runs from base 31 to 465 and encodes 144 amino acids. Lineage: Eukaryota; Apicomplexa; Aconoidasida; Piroplasmida; Babesiidae. The transcript has a single exon. The record is from RefSeq and is a predicted model, not a curated record.
AGUGAUACAUAACAUUCACACCCUAAUCUUAUGAGCAGAUUUGGCAAAUUUAUAAGAAAUAGGUGUCUAACAGACCCGUAUAUACAACUUAUACAUUGCAAACGGACACUGCGGUUCCUUCAGCUGGCUAAAGCAGGAGGCGCGCAGAUGCUAGUGUUAGGAAAUAAAACACAAACGGAUAUAAAUAUUAGGACUUUAACAGAAGGUAAAGGUCAUCUAGUCACUAAUGUAACACCAGAAAUUAUAACAGACGCCACGAAAAAUUACGAUCUCAUCGUGUGUCUGGACCCCGCCUUGUACGCACGACACCUCUACAAUAUCAACCUUCCCUGCAUAGCCGUAUGUAAAGUGGAAGAAUUAUAUAAACACCGGGAUAUACCAGAUGCAUUUGACUACUUCAUACCCAUAGGACCGCAUACAAAAAGUAACCUAGUUGAACUCAUCACCACCGGACAUCGCAAGUGAAUAAC